This is a messenger RNA of Humulus lupulus (European hop), 1050 nucleotides long. RefSeq names its product putative disease resistance protein RGA3. The coding region runs from base 1 to 1050 and encodes 349 amino acids. The record is from RefSeq and is a predicted model, not a curated record. The transcript is spliced from 2 exons. Lineage: Eukaryota; Viridiplantae; Streptophyta; Magnoliopsida; Rosales; Cannabaceae.
AUGGAAUUUCCAACAAAUAUUGGUGAUCUAAUACAUUUGAGAUAUUUUAGCUUCUACUCGAGCUAUAGAAUACCUGUACCUCCUAGUAUUGGCAAUUUGUUUAAUCUGCAAACCUUAAAGUUUCUCGGUGCAAUUUCAAAACUUCCUAAUGAAAUUGGAAAGUUGAUUAACUUGAGACAUCUUCAAUUAUCUAACGGGUGUAGUGAAGGCUAUCCAAAGAGUAUUGCAAACUUGACAAGUCUCCAGACGCUGGAGAAUGUGUAUUUCCAUUCGACCAUUCUCACAAAUAAUAACAUGGCAUGUUUACAAGAUCUACGAGGGUUGAACAAUCUUCGUAAAUUAGGUUUGGUUAACUUAGGUUGUGAAGAAGACAAGGAAAAGGCUAAGGAAGCUGAACUUCAUAAUAAAACAAAGCUUGCCCACUUGUAUUUGUUAUUUGACGUGUUCAUUCUACCAGAGAUGGAAACUCAUGAGACUGUACUUGAAACUCUGCGACCCCAUAUCAGUUUAAAGUCUUUAAGAAUUGUGAACUACCGUGGUCGGUCCAUUUCCCCUAGUUGGAUGGUGUCGUUGAUUAAUCUAAGGAGCUUAUACUUGGAUCAUUGUCAUUACCACGACACAUUGCCUCCUUUGGGGAAACUCCCAUGCCUCGAAUCACUCGACAUAUAUUCUAGUGAUGGUUUGAAGAAGAUGGGGCCUGAGUUUUUGGGAGUAGAAAUCCAUAGCAACACAUCAACAAACUCGUUGUUUCCGAAACUAAAACAACUCAAUAUUCGCAGGGCAAAGUCGUUGGAGGAAUGGGUAGGGGUGGUGGGGUGGAACAUGAACGACCCUCUGAAAAUAAUGCCUUGUCUUGAGUCUUUGGAUAUCUCUUUUUGUCAAAUGCUGCGAACGUUGCCUGACUUCCUGGAGGCGACACCAUUGAAGAAUUUGAACAUUUUUUGCUGCAAGCAUUUAGCCAAAUCUUGCUUGAGGGAGACAGGAAAUGACUGGCCCAAGAUUCGUCAUGUCCCAAACAUUACUAUCAGCACCAGAACCAGAACCAGAUGA